AUGAGUUUCCCCGGCGCGACACCUGGUAUGGGGGGUUUGGGAGGAAACCAAACAGCAGGAAUGUCCGAGCAAGAACAAGCCAUGGUCAAGAUGAUGCAAGCUGGCAUGGAGUCAUGUCCUGUCAAAACUGUGAUCGCUGGUGGAAUGGGUUUCGCACUUGGUGGUGCUUUCGGUCUCUUCAUGGCCAGUAUGUCCUACGAUUCGCCCUUGACGCCCCAAGGUCGCGAAAUUUCUCACCUCCCCUGGCGCGAGCAAGUCCGCCGCGGCUUCAAAGACAUGGGAAGCCGCUCCUUUUCUUCUGCGAAGAACUUUGGCAUUGUUGGUGCGCUGUACUCUGGCACAGAAUGCUGCAUCGAAGGUCUCCGCGCCAAGAAUGACCUGACAAAUUCGGUUGCUGCCGGAUGUUUGACUGGUGGUAUCUUGGGUGCAAAGGCGGGACCUCAGGCUGCUGCCUUCGGUUGCGCUGGCUUUGCGGCUUUCAGUGCUGCUAUUGAUGCUUAUAUGCGUAUGCCCUCGGAUGAGUAA
Molecule: messenger RNA, 525 nt
Organism: Penicillium diatomitis
Lineage: Eukaryota; Fungi; Ascomycota; Eurotiomycetes; Eurotiales; Aspergillaceae
Product: translocation channel protein TIM22
Exons: 3
Coding region: 1-525 (174 amino acids)
Biological process (GO): protein insertion into mitochondrial inner membrane
Cellular component (GO): TIM22 mitochondrial import inner membrane insertion complex
Molecular function (GO): transmembrane protein transporter activity
Source: RefSeq, a predicted model, not a curated record